UCUCCUCUCUCUCUCUUAGUUCUCCGUAGUUCCUGCAUUCCUCGUACCUUCGCCCUGUCCAAGGGCGUAGAAGCGAAAGAGAUACCGCCUCCGCCGUCGCCUUCGUUGCCGCCGCAGGUUCACGGCGUGGUCGCAACUCGGCUCUUUGGGAUUGGCUUGGAAAGGGGCGGGCUCUGGGAACUACAGAAGCAAGUUCUCCUCUGUUAGAUUCCGAUUUUGUGGAUUUCUUUUGAUUGUUGCUGGUGAAGGAAUAUAAAAGUUUAAAUACUAAGAUGGGUGGGGUGGGAGAUGUUACCGGGGGAGAGAAGUUAAUGGUAAUGGAGAACGGUUUCUCAAAAGGGCCUCAGUCUUCUCCUAGUACAAGUUUCCCUCCAGCAGUUGGUGCUCCUGCUCAGAAAGGUUUACAAGGGAAUGAUGCCCUUUCUUAUGCCAAUAUUCUGCGGUCGAGGAACAAGUUUGCUGAUGCUCUUGCUCUCUACGAAUCUGCACUGGAGAAAGAUAGCAGAAAUGUUGAAGCUCAUAUAGGAAAAGGGAUAUGCUUGCAGAUGCAAAACAAAGGGAGGCUAGCUUUGGAUAGUUUUUCAGAAGCAAUUAGGUUGGACCCACAGAAUGCGUGUGCCCUCACACACUGUGGUAUACUUCAUAAAGAUGAAGGACGCUUGGUUGAAGCUGCUGAGUCUUAUCAGAAAGCAUUGAUGGCAAACCCUUCAUACAAACUAGCGGCAGAGUGCUUAGCAGUUGUUUUGACCGACCUUGGGACUAGCCUAAAGCUGGCUGGAAACACUCAGGAAGGGAUUCAAAAAUAUUAUGAAGCUCUUAAGAUUGAUCCGCACUAUGCUCCUGCAUAUUACAAUCUAGGUGUUGUGUACUCUGAAAUGAUGCAAUACGAUUCCGCCCUGAGUUGCUAUGAGAAGGCUGCACUAGAGAGGCCUAUGUAUGCUGAAGCAUAUUGCAACAUGGGGGUCAUCUACAAGAACCGCGGGGACUUGGAGACAGCAAUUGCUUGUUAUGAGAGAUGCCUAUCUGUCUCUCCUAACUUUGAGAUUGCGAAGAAUAAUAUGGCAAUAGCUCUGACGGAUUUAGGGACAAAGAUUAAACUUGAAGGCGAUGUGAACCAGGGAGUGGCAUAUUACAAGAAGGCUUUGUAUUAUAAUUGGCACUAUGCUGAUGCUAUGUAUAAUCUUGGGGUGGCUUAUGGUGAAAUGCUGAAAUUUGACAUGGCAAUUGUCUUCUAUGAGCUUGCUUUGCACUUUAAUCCACAUUGUGCUGAGGCUUGCAACAAUCUGGGUGUAAUUUACAAAGACCGUGACAACCUUGAUAAAGCUGUGGAGUGCUACCAGAUGGCCUUGUCAAUCAAACCGAACUUCGCACAGUCAUUGAAUAACCUUGGUGUUGUAUAUACAGUCCAGGGAAAAAUGGAUGCUGCUGCCAGCAUGAUCGAGAAAGCUAUCCUUGCAAAUCCAACUUAUGCAGAAGCAUAUAACAAUCUAGGUGUUCUUUACAGAGAUGCUGGAAAUAUUCCUAUGGCAAUUGAUGCGUAUGAGCAAUGCCUUAGGAUAGAUCCAGAUUCUCGCAAUGCUGGCCAGAAUCGAUUACUUGCCAUGAACUACAUAAAUGAAGGACAUGAUGACAAACUAUUUGAGGCUCACAGAGACUGGGGUAGACGCUUCAUGAAGUUGUAUCCACAGUACACUUCAUGGGACAAUUCAAAAGAUCCAGAGCGACCUCUUGUCAUCGGAUAUAUUUCCCCUGAUUUCUUUACGCAUUCUGUAUCUUAUUUUAUCGAAGCGCCUCUUACACAUCACAAUUAUACAAAUUACAAAGUGGUGGUUUAUUCAGCUGUCGUUAAGGCAGAUGCAAAGACAUAUAGGUUCAAGGAAAAAGUGUUGAAGAAGGGUGGAAUGUGGAAGGAAGUAUAUGGGGUAGAUGAGAAAAAAAUUGCAAGCAUGGUACGAGAAGACAAGAUUGAUAUUUUGGUAGAACUUACUGGACAUACAGCCAACAACAAGUUGGGAACCAUGGCCUGUAGACCAGCACCUGUUCAGGUUACUUGGAUUGGGUAUCCAAAUACGACGGGUUUACCCUCUGUUGACUACAGAAUUACGGAUUCAUUAUCUGACCCACCAGAUACCAAGCAAAAGCAUGUUGAGGAGCUGGUUAGGCUUCCAGAGUGCUUUCUGUGUUACACACCUUCAGCAGAGGCUGGUCCUGUUUGUUCAACUCCUGCACUUUCCAACGGCUUUGUUACAUUUGGUAGUUUUAACAAUCUUGCAAAGAUCACGCCCAAGGUUUUGCAAGUUUGGGCCAGAAUACUAUGUGCAGUUCCUAAUUCUCGGUUAGUGGUGAAAUGCAAGCCGUUCAGCUGCGAUAGUAUCAGACAGAGGUUUCUCACGACCCUCGAGCAACUGGGGUUAGAAUCAAUGCGUGUUGAUCUUUUGCCCCUAAUUCUUUUCAACCAUGACCAUUUGCAAGCUUAUUCAUUAAUGGAUAUUAGUUUGGAUACGUUCCCGUAUGCUGGAACUACCACUACAUGUGAAUCUCUCUACAUGGGAGUUCCAUGCAUUACAAUGGCUGGGUCAGUUUAUGCUCCUAAUGUAGGUGUCAGUCUUCUAACUAAAGUCGGACUAGGACAUCUGAUUGCAAAAACCGAAGAUGAAUAUGUUCAGACAGCUAUUGAGAUGGCCUCUGAUGUUACAGCACUAGCCAAGUCAAGGAUGAACCUCCGAGAUCUAAUGGCUAAGUCCUCGGUUUGUGACGGUCCUAACUUCACCCUCGCUCUUGAAUCCGCAUACCGGUCCAUGUGGCGGAGAUACUGCGAAGGUGAUGUUCCGUCCUUACGACGCAUAGAAAUAUUACAACGGGAGGUUCCAGAAGAUUCCACCCCAAGAGAUUCCACAACCUCGAGAUCCGAUGCCCAUGGAGGAGAAGACACUGCAAAAGCCAACGGUUAUGUUCCGGUACCCUCAUCGAUGUCAACCAGAACCAAGAGGAUGGGAUCCAGUUGAACUGAAAGGCUAGAUAGAGACAGAAAUCUGGUAGAUCAAAGAUCAAUCCCGUGACUACGUAAAUUGAUUGGUACGAGGCACGGAAUUUCUGUUGGUCUGUCCCCUGAAGGGUUCGAUUCUCAGCACGAAACAGUAGCCCGGUCUUUGUGGAUUCUACAGGCAUUUGGUGGAUAGGAUUUGGAAGAGAGUAUGAAUGAAUGAAUCUCAUUUCUUCUGCUCUCUUGGAAGAUUAGUAGGGAAGUUAGGGUUUAGGGAUUGUGUAUUACAAGAACAGCAGUACCCUUUUGCCUUGAGAUUCAUUUCCUUGGUUCAUAGAUGAUGAUGGUGAUGGUGAUGGUGAUGAUUCCUGGGACUGUUGGAUUCUGAGUUUGUUGUGUAUUGAUAUUUGAUAUGCACAUUCUCAAGUGCCAAGAGUAUUUGGCGAUAAAUAGUAGGGUGAUUGGAUAGGGUUUUUUACCCAAACAACCCACUUCGUUCA
Messenger RNA from Tarenaya hassleriana, 3483 nucleotides. Its product is annotated as probable UDP-N-acetylglucosamine--peptide N-acetylglucosaminyltransferase SPINDLY. The transcript is spliced from 19 exons. Gene Ontology annotation, molecular function: protein binding. The record is from RefSeq and is a predicted model, not a curated record. The coding region runs from base 273 to 3005 and encodes 910 amino acids. NCBI's taxonomy places the organism in Eukaryota, Viridiplantae, Streptophyta, Magnoliopsida, Brassicales, Cleomaceae.